Messenger RNA from Peromyscus eremicus (cactus mouse), 1080 nucleotides. RefSeq names its product abhydrolase domain containing 12B (gene Abhd12b). The transcript is spliced from 14 exons. The coding region runs from base 1 to 1080 and encodes 359 amino acids. Gene Ontology annotation, biological process: monoacylglycerol catabolic process; phosphatidylserine catabolic process. NCBI's taxonomy places the organism in Eukaryota, Metazoa, Chordata, Mammalia, Rodentia, Cricetidae. Gene Ontology annotation, molecular function: monoacylglycerol lipase activity; phosphatidylcholine lysophospholipase A1 activity. Gene Ontology annotation, cellular component: endoplasmic reticulum membrane. The record is from RefSeq and is a predicted model, not a curated record.
AUGGAUGCUAGGGACUGUGAGGCAGCCUCGGAGCCCGGGCCCCCUGCCUGUGCCUGCGUGGCCUCCUGGUGGGAUAUGGUCCUGAGGAACCUGAGAUCUUUCCCUCACGCCUGCUCGGCACUUGUGAGAAACAUUGCUGAUGGACACCGAAGCUUCACGAGGAAAUCUUUCAAGGAACACGUUUUUCUUCCUCUGGUGAACAUGAUGAUUUAUUUCAAUGUUUAUAAAGCUCCCCUUCUUGUGGAUUUAAAGAAGCCUGAGUCGACGAUCGCUCACACAGUGAACUUCUUCGUCAGGCCUGAGCCUGGGGUGCUGCUGGGCGUCUGGCACACGGUCCCCAGCUGCCGGGGAGAAGACGCCAAAGGGAAGGGUCGUUGCUGGUAUGAAGCUGCCCUUCAUGAUGGGAACCCAAUUAUUGUUUAUCUUCAUGGCAGUUCACAACACAGGGCAGCUCCUCACAGAGUCAAGCUGGCCGAGGUGCUGAGUGACGGGGGCUUUCAUGUCUUGUCUGUGGACUACAGAGGGUUCGGGGAUUCUACCGGGUCGCCCACUGAGGAGGGGCUAACCACAGACGCUAUCUGUGUCUACGAAUGGACCAAGGCAAGAAGUGGCGGGACCCCCGUGUGUCUGUGGGGCCACUCUCUGGGCACAGGAGUUGCAACAAAUGCUGCGAGAGCCUUGGAGGCGAAAGGAUGUCCCGUUGAUGCCAUUGUCUUAGAAGCUCCAUUUACCAACAUGUUGGUGGCGAGUAUCAACUAUCCCUUGUUAAAGGCGAGGUGGAAGCUACCAAGAUGUUUAAGCAUACUUACGAAUGCCCUUAAAGAAGACAAAAUAGUCUUCCCUAGUGAUGAAAAUGUGAAGUUCCUGUCCUCCCCGCUUCUCAUCUUGCAUGGAGAAGAUGACAGGACGGUGCCUCUGGAGUACGGAAAGCAGCUCUACGAAAUUGCACGCAGUGCCUACAGGAACAAAGACAGGGUCAAAAUGGUUGUCUUCCCUCCAGGCUUCCACCACAACCUUCUCUGUAAAAGCCCCAUGCUGCUGAGAAGUGUGAGAGACUUCCUGAGCCAGCAGUGGGCAUGA